Molecule: messenger RNA, 2691 nt
Organism: Perkinsus marinus ATCC 50983
Lineage: Eukaryota; Perkinsozoa; Perkinsida; Perkinsidae
Product: merozoite surface protein 3B, putative
Exons: 25
Coding region: 1-2691 (896 amino acids)
Cellular component (GO): cytoskeleton
Source: RefSeq, a predicted model, not a curated record
AUGGCUCCUAAGAAUAAGAAGAAUAAACCGAAAAAAGGUAAGAAUGAUGGUAAAAAGGAGGAGAAGGAUGAUACCCAAAUUGAUAUUGUCAAGAAGAGUCUGGAAGCAUUCGAUAAGUUGGAAGCAGAUUUGGAUACUGUUAUACAAGGAGUACUCGAUGAACCAUCAUUACGACAUCUGAAGAAUGAGUAUUUCAAAUUAUAUAGAGCACUGCAGAGAAGCAAUGAUUCAGAAAGACGAUUAUAUGAUAAAUAUGAUCGUCUCAAAUCGGAGAUGGAGAAUAAUAUCAACAAAGUGAAGACUGCUGUACGACUAAGUGAUGAGGAUCAGAAGUUGAUAGAAAAACUAAAGGAAGAGACUGAAGAUUUGUGGCGUUCGGUAGAGGCAGCUGAUGAGAAGCAUAAUAUAGCGUCUACUACUAUCAAGUCCUUGAGAGAGGAGUUGAGCACCUUAACGACCGUGUUAGAUGAGGGUAUACAUAAAGCACAGCAUAGAGAGGUGAAGAUCAAUGCGUUGAAGAAUAAUAUUGAUAAACUCAAGGAGCAGACUCAGAAGUUGAACGAUAUAUCCGCUGACCUCACAAUGAAGAAGAACACACUCACACAAGAUGUAGAGGAAUUGAAGAUGAAACAUGAGGCGCUAUCACAAGAUCUUGAGGAUGUACGAUUGGCCUAUGGAACGAAUAAGGAUAUUGAGGAGAAGGAGGGUAGAAGGAAGGACCGGAUGGAGGCUGAGGUGCUGAAGGUAGCUAAGAAGGUGGCCACACAAGAGGAAGAGUUGAAUGAACAACAUAAUACUCUCGAUACUCUAGUUCAUGACUUACAUACAUUAGAGCAAGAAUUGAGGGAGGAUAGAAGACAGCAUGAGAGGAUCAUAGCGACUAACGAGGAGAACACUGAUGAGCUGAAUAUGUUAAAGGGUAUCUACCACAAAGAAGUUGAAGCAAGGAUAGAGGCGGACGAUAAUCAUAAGAAGAUUGAGAAUGAACUUCAUAUCAUCAACAGUGCACUGGGUAAAGCCAAACAUGAUAAAGGAAAGAUUGAUAACGAUAUUGCUAAUCUCAAGCUGGGUAAAAUCAGUGAUGAUGAUAAGAAGAGGAAGUUGGUGAAUGAUAAGGAGAAGAUCUCUGCACGAGUUAUGACGGAAAUUAUGAAUACUAUGAAAUCUAUAAGGAAGUUUGCUGUGAAUGAUGCAUCCACGAUUGAUACUCUGUUGGCUGAUAGGGAUGUAUUCAAUAAGUUACUCAUGAGAAUACAUAGUAAGGGCCAGAAGGAACUGAAUGAGAUGGAGCGCAUCGAGAGGGUGAAUGACGGCUUGGAGUAUGAGAUCAAUAAUGUAAAGAAGAAAAUUGAUGUUGACAAGCGUGAAAUACAAACACUUAUCAAAGAACGAGAGAAAUUCGGUCUGGACAUAUCAACAGCGAACAGUAAAUGUAUGAGAGGAAUAGAGGAGAUCAAAACAAGAGAAAAUAAAGUCAUUGAAGCACGUAAGAUAAUCAAUGAGGAUAAUGCUGAACUGGUUAUACAAAAAGGGUUAUAUGAUGAUGCUAGAGCUGAGAGGAAUGAAUACUGUAAGAAAUUGAAAGAAUCAGAAGAUGAAAUAUCUCAGCUGAGACGACAACUGAAAGUUAUGAAUCAUGAAGUAGAAGAAUUAGAAGGCGAUAUCAAGGCUAAAGAUGACGUCCUAAUGAAGGAACAUUUUCGUUAUAAUAGAAUACUAAGGAACGCUGAUAGCGAUGCCAGUGUUCGCGCUGAGCUGAUGAGAAUAAGAGAAAAACAGAAGGAGUCAGAAGAGGGUGUAAGCGAUAGUCGGAAUAAAGUGACGGAACUGGAAAGUAGUAUAAUCAUUAUUGUUAAACGUAAUGAACAACUUGAAGAUGAAUUGAAGAAGAUUGAAAAAGAGAAAGGCAAGAUUGAGAAGGAAUAUAUGUCGUUGAUGGCAGAAAAGGAUAUAAUGGGGGCCAACCUGGUUCGUCGUAAUGAUGAACUUGCUUUAUUGUAUGAAAAAUUGAGAGUACAAGAGAACACUAUUGAUGAGGGCAGUGUCGAACAUAGUAGAAAAGAAGAUGAAGGUAGAAGCAUAAGUUUGGUGAUGGAAUCGACGAAGAGGAAUAUUGCCAAUCUGAAUAUCCAAGUUGACGAGGAGGCGUCGUUACGAAAUGAAGUGUACCGACUACAACAAGAAUUGAUGAAAGAGAAAAGUAAAGUUCGGGGACUAGUCGAGGAGUUGGAGAAUCCUGAUAACACGCAGCGAUGGCGUGCACUGGAGGGAACUGAUCUCAAUAUAGGCGAACUCGAGGAUAAGAUCAAUACUCUGCAGAAAAGAUUGAUAAGGAAAAGUGAAGAGUUAGUGAACUAUGAUUUAGAAUUACAGAGUAAAGAAGAACAUCGACUGGAGUUGUAUAGAGUACUAAUGGAUGAAACAACCAAGGGGGAAGGGGAGGAAGGUACGGGUGAAGGAAUAGUGACAGGUGUGGAUCUCGCACGGGAAGCCACUGAUCUUCAGAGGGAGCUUGCCAAGAAGACUAGAUGCAUGAAAGCUGUGGCAGCUGAGCUUAAUAUGAGUUACGCUCAUGUUAAUGAACUUCAAGAGGAGAUCAAAUCAUCAUAUGAUCAACUACUUGAAGCCAAGGAAAUGUAUCAUGAACAGCGUCGCCGUGAUGAUCUCACUAAGAAGUCGGCUAAACCAUAA